Vanessa tameamea is the source of this 2444-nucleotide messenger RNA. RefSeq names its product TBC domain-containing protein kinase-like protein. The transcript has 13 exons. The record is from RefSeq and is a predicted model, not a curated record. Lineage: Eukaryota; Metazoa; Arthropoda; Insecta; Lepidoptera; Nymphalidae. Gene Ontology annotation, biological process: protein phosphorylation; activation of GTPase activity. Gene Ontology annotation, molecular function: protein kinase activity; GTPase activator activity; ATP binding. Bases 13 to 2421 code for a protein of 802 amino acids.
AAAAAAAACAGUAUGCAUGAAGACGAGAGCUGUAAAUUUGCAGCAUGUACAUUCUUUGCCAAAAAUCAUCCGGGAGAGUCGUGUGGUAGCAAUGGGUUACCUUUAACACCUAGUUCUAUUACAAUACUGGGUAGAUCUCAGCGACUACUAACAAUUGAACAUACCAACUUGUGUACAUAUCUCGAUAUUAUAAGAGGCAAACAUGAAAGAAUCAUUGUAGUUGCAGAAGUGAUUGGGAAGUCUUUAGCUGAAUAUUCAUCUAAGUUUUCAUAUGAAGAGAUAAUAAAUAUAUCACUGCAAGUAACAAAUGCAAUGAUGUUCCUUCACAAGCAAGAAAUAACCCACAGGACAUUGUCUGAUGAUAAUAUUUUAUUGGAUAGUAGUGGUCGAGUGAAAUUGUUUAACUAUGGAAUGUAUUACAUGACAAAUGAAGGAAAUGAAGUACCAUUCCCACUAGGAUUACCAAGAUAUCUCAGUCCUGAGACUAUUUUGAAUGGUGGUGGACCAGCAGCCGAUGUCUGGACUUUUGGUAUUAUCCUUUUAGAACUAUGCAUAGGAAAAUUAUGGAAAAAUAUAAAGCCAGGUCCUACACUGAGAAGAAUACUAACUCUGGUUCAUGCCAAUAAUCCUGCGGAAAGGAUAGCCCGGGAACAUGACUGUCUUGAAGCCUAUAAGGAAAUACCAGAAACAGUAAGAAAUUUGAUAGAGAAAUGUCUUAAAAUAUAUCCCAGCGAAAGAGCAACAUUUGAAGAAUUAAUUGAAGACCUGUCAAAAAUUAAUAGCAAAACACUAGAAGAUAUAAAGCAACCUCGUGGCCUUAUGGGGUGUAAGUUACAGUACUUGUAUUACUGGUGGCAGCUCACAGGGGGGGAUAUACAAGCUGAACUGAAAAAGAAUGGACUCAUAAAAAAUAGUCCACCAAUAUUAUCUAUGCCUAUAGCUAUUCUUCUAGAUGGUGGUACAAUAGGAGGAAAGACGGGGGCUCUUUUUGAUCGACGAAUUGCCAAGUACAGUUUAGAUUUACUCAAGAAUCGCCUAAGUCACAUUCCCCCUCAGGACUUCUACCCAUUGAUGCACGAGAGGAGAAAGGACUAUGAUGCUGUCGCCUUACCUAAGAUAAUUAGAGAAAGAGACACUGAAUAUCAGUUUUAUAGAUUGCUCUGGUUUCAAAGGCUAUUACAUGGUUAUCCAUAUACAACUCAAUAUAUAAGAACUGAAGCAGAAAUAGAUAUCCCGCCUCUAGAGAGGGGGGACGUAUGGGCGGCUCUGCUGGGUGUGGUGGGGGAUAUUGAGGACCAAUACGAGAGAAUAGACAAGGAAACACCUACACCCACAGACAGACAGAUCGAUGUAGAUAUACCUCGGUGUCACCAAUACUGCUGGUUGCUUUGCGGUUCGGCUGGUCAUAGGACAUUGAAAAGGUUGCUUAAAGCUUGGCUGUUAACCAACCCACAAUACGUAUACUGGCAAGGAUUGGAUUCGUUGACAGCUCCCUUUUUAUAUUUAAACUUUUGUAAUGAAGCCCGAGCAUUUGCCUGUUUAUCAGCUUUCGUACCAAAGUUUCUCCACAAAUUCUUCUUGAAAGACAAUAGCGCUGUGAUCAAGGAGUACUUGGCAAAGUUCUGGCAAAUGACAGCGUUCCACGAGCCAGAGUUGGCAACGCAUUUACACGAUAUCAACUUCGUGCCGGAGCUCUUCGCUAUACCUUGGUUCUUGACUAUGUUUUCACACGUAUUCCCAUUACAUAAAAUCGUCCAUUUAUGGGACGCCCUUCUGGUGGAAGGACCUUCAUUGCCUCUGUUUAUGGGUGUUGGAAUUCUGAGGCAGUUGAGAGACACGUUGCUGGAUUCAGGGUUCAAUGAAUGCAUUCUUUUGUUCUCCGAUCUGCCUGAAAUCGAUAUCGGAGAGUGUGUUAAGGAAUCGAUUGACAUGUGUCGUAUUUCACCAAGAAGCAUAAGUUAUAGAAGAUUCACAAAUGAACCAGAAAUGAAGGAUCCCAUGGAUAUAGUCGAAGUUCCAUUGGAUGUGCUGUUGUCUGAAACAUGCUCUCGUAUAAGUCUCGCCGAUUUCUUCUCAUUGACAUGCCAAGAUAAAUGUUGUGUAGUUGACAUAAGAUCGAAUUUGCUAUACGAAAAGAGUUGUAUAGAGGGUAGUAUAAACGUGCCCUACAGCGGGGUACACCUUGGACAGCACGAGCUCAAGUCUCUCGGAGCUCAUCCGAACAAGGUGCUGACCGAAGCUAUCCGACAGAAGAAGAUUAUCGUUGUUGCUUCAGCGGAGGACGAGACAGCUCAAUUAUUCAGCGACUACCUCGUGAAGUGCGGAGUGUCGCGCGUGUGCGUGCUGCACGGCGGCGUGUCUGCGCUGCACACGCACGUGCCCUCCCUGUUCGGCGUGCCUAAGAAGACCGCUCAUAAGUAAACUCGCGAAACGAAUAAACGAUU